Molecule: messenger RNA, 1910 nt
Organism: Zootermopsis nevadensis
Lineage: Eukaryota; Metazoa; Arthropoda; Insecta; Blattodea; Termopsidae
Gene: fbl
Product: pantothenate kinase 3 fbl
Biological process (GO): coenzyme A biosynthetic process
Cellular component (GO): nucleus; cytosol
Molecular function (GO): ATP binding; pantothenate kinase activity
Source: RefSeq, a predicted model, not a curated record
UUUGUUAAUAAACGAACAAAAAUCAUUUCUGCAAUAACAAAGGUCAAGGCCGCCUAGUUAUUACAUAAGCUGUACGUUAUUCAAAUUGAUGAAUUUAAAUGUGAGAGGCCUACUUAGGUGAGAGCAGGAUGACUUGAAAAUUCAUGCUUGUUGACUGGGCACAUAUAAAGAGAGUGAAAUAUCAUUAUCUGUCUGGACAUUAGGCUUCUGUUACAUACCAUAAUUUAAGGCGUUCAAUUUUCAUUAUGAAUCAGGUGCCAAGGCUAAAUUUGUGUGGCUGCCAGUGUUGUCCAGCUGUCUUGAUGAGUCCUCACAACUGUAAGGAUUGCCUUCGAGGUCGCAUGAUGGCAGGCUCCAGCAAGGAUGUCUUGAUGUCUACUGCCAGUUGUGAGGAGAAUGGCUUUGGAGAUGGAGGCAGCAUGCCAUCGAUGCCCUGGUUUGGGAUGGACAUUGGAGGCACACUGACAAAGCUUGUUUACUUUGAACCGAAGGACAUCACCCCAGAUGAGGCAGAUGCUGAAGUGGAGACUCUGAAGAACAUCCGUCGCUAUCUCACCAGGAACUCUGCUUAUGGCAAGACAGGCCACAGGGAUACACACCUACAGAUGGACAACAUUGUGAUCCGACAUCGAAAAGGAACUCUGCAUUUCAUCCGCUUUCCAACCAGUGAGAUGGGGAACUUCCUAGCACUGGCCAAGUCUAAAGGCAUGGCAACUCUUGUUACAACUGUUAGUGCCACAGGAGGUGGAGCAUAUAAGUUUGAAGAUAACUUCAGAAGGGAGUUGAACAUGCGUCUUGCCAAGUUUGAUGAGCUGGAUUCACUGAUUCGGGGCAUGCUUUAUGUGGAGACCAACAAUCCCUGUGAGUGCUACUACUGGGUCAACCCUACAGAGGAAGGGCGCUGUGAAAAGAGGUUCUUUGACUUCAGUGAUCCUUAUCCUUUUCUGAUUGUGAACAUUGGGUCAGGUGUGAGUGUGCUUGCAGUUUAUGGACCAAAUAACUACCGGAGGAUAUCAGGCACGAGUUUGGGGGGAGGCACAUUCCUUGGGCUCUGUUGUCUGCUGACAGGGUGUAAUUCUUUUGAGGAGGCAAUUGACUUGGCAACUGGUGGAGACAACACAUGUGUGGACAAGUUGGUCAGAGACAUCUAUGGUGGCGACUAUGAGCGCUUUGGACUGCCAGGCGAUCUGGUGGCUAGCAGUUUUGGGCAAAUGAACUCGAAGGAGAAAAGGGCCACUGUGUCACGGGAGGACCUAGCAAGGGCCACACUGGUUACCAUUACCAACAACAUUGGCUCCAUUGCACGUAUGUGCGCACUUAAUGAGAAGGUAGAACGUGUUGUGUUUGUGGGUAACUUCUUAAGAGUCAACCCUAUAUCCAUGAAGCUACUGGCCCAUGCGAUGGAUUACUGGUCGAAGGGAACAUUGAAGGCUUUGUUUCUGGAACAUGAGGGUUACUUUGGGGCUGUGGGUUGCCUGCUGGAAUUCAACAGUCAUGUCAGCUGAGCCUGAUGCACAAACAUUCCUACAUUGUCACAACAUUCAAGUACUAUAGCGUUAGAGCACAAUAAGUAUGUCCACAUGAACUCCUUAGUACUACACUGCCAUGCAUACUCCAUUUAUACAGCAUAGCAGAAGUGUUCGCCAAAUGUGGCAUUUUUAGUCAAGUUCAUGUGGCCAGCGAUACCUAACAGGGAAUGUGUGUGUAUGUACACACACACACACACAAUAUUUGAUGCUGUAUUAUUUUUUAAUUAUUGUCAAGUUGUUAGGAAUAUUGCUGUGUAUUAUAAUUGUUACACAAAUGUUAAGAAAUGCAAUUUAUAGACAUGUUUUAAUUUAUUGUUAACUGAUUAUGUAUGUAAUGAAGUAUACUAGACUUGAAAUAAAUUAGGUAUUAAUCUAUUUUAA